GGGGGUGGGAAUCUGAGCCAUUUCUCUGCGGACAGCUGUGUUUCAGAGUCUGGACAAGUUGCUGUUGAAUUUUGCAUGGGCUGCCAGGAUUUCGUGGAAGUAUAAUACUUUGUCAUUAUGAGAUGUCGUCUCUCGGUACCUCCUUUGUGCAAAUUAAGUUUGAUGACUUGCAGUUUUUCGAAAACUGCGGUGGAGGAAGUUUUGGGAGUGUCUAUCGAGCCAAAUGGAUAUCACAGGACAAGGAGGUGGCUGUAAAGAAGCUACUCAAGAUAGAGAAAGAGGCAGAAAUACUCAGUGUCCUCAGUCACAGAAACAUCAUCCAGUUUUAUGGAGUAAUUCUUGAACCUCCCAACUAUGGUAUCGUCACAGAAUAUGCUUCUCUGGGAUCACUCUAUGAUUACAUUAACAGUAACAGAAGUGAAGAGAUGGACAUGGAUCACAUUAUGACCUGGGCCACUGAUGUAGCCAAAGGAAUGCACUAUUUACAUAUGGAGGCUCCUGUCAAGGUGAUUCACAGAGAUCUCAAGUCAAGAAAUGUUGUUAUUGCUGCUGAUGGGGUGUUGAAGAUCUGCGAUUUUGGUGCCUCUCGGUUCCACAACCACACAACGCACAUGUCCUUGGUUGGAACUUUCCCAUGGAUGGCUCCAGAAGUUAUCCAGAGUCUCCCUGUGUCUGAAACUUGUGACACAUAUUCCUAUGGUGUGGUUCUCUGGGAGAUGCUAACAAGGGAGGCCCCCUUUAAAGGUCUGGAAGGAUUACAAGUAGCUUGGCUUGUAGUGGAAAAAAACGAGAGAUUAACCAUUCCAAGCAGUUGCCCCAAGAGUUUUGCUGAACUGUUACAUCAGUGUUGGGAAGCUGAUGCCAAGAAACGGCCAACUUUCAAGCAAAUCAUUUCAAUCCUGGAGUCCAUGUCGCAUGACGCGAACCUUCCUGACCAGUGUAAUUCAUUCCUGCACAAUAAGGCAGAGUGGAGGUGUGAAAUUGAAGCAACUCUUGAGAGGCUGAAGAAACUAGAACGUGACCUCAGCUUUAAAGAGCAGGAGCUCAAAGAACGAGAAAGACGGCUAAAGAUGUGGGAGCAAAAGCUGACGGAACAGUCCAACACCCCGCUUCUCUUGCCUCUUGCUGCAAGAAUGUCUGAGGAGUCUUACUUUGAAUCUAAGACAGAGGAGUCAAACAGUGCAGAGAUGUCAUGUCAGAUCACAGCAACAAGUAACGGGGAGGGCCAUGGCAUGAACCAAAGUCUGCAGGCCAUGAUGCUGAUGGGCUUUGGGGAUAUCUUCUCAAUGAACAAAGCAGGAGCUGUGCUGCAUUCUGGGAUGCAGAUAAACAUGCAAGCCAAGCAGAAUUCUUCCAAAACUACAUCUAAGAGAAGGGGGAAGAAGGUCAACAUGGCCCUGGGGUUCAGUGAUUUUGACUUGUCAGAAGGUGAUGAUGAUGGUGAUGAUGACGGUGAUGAGGAGGAUAAUGACAUGGAUAACAAUAGUGAAUGAAAGCAGAGAGCAAAGUAAUAAAAUUGAAAAUGUCCGGGAAAACAAAAGAAACGUGUUAUCUCAGUCUGUACAAAAACCAGUAAGGAGGUAGAAAACCAAGCACUACAUUUUUAGGCCAAUCACAUUUAUAUGACAGUCAUUUCUUUACGAUUUUACUUUUGAUUUGUCUUUGCUUACAGAAAAGGGGGGAGGGGAUGAAGCCAAAAAGGUCUAUUCAAUGAAUCAGCAAAUGUGGUGCCUGAUUAUAGAAACUUGUGAUUCUAUAUGUAAUAUAGCAUUUUUAAACUAAUGACAUUCUGGCUUUUUAAAAAUGAAUACAUUAUAGUUUGAUUUGAUUUGAUUUAUUCAGUUGCUUUAAAAAACUUACAUUUUGAACAAGCACUCUUAACUCCUAAUUCUUCUUUGACACUUGAUUUUCUUGUAACAUACUAUGUUUUUUUCCCUUAUGGCAAUACACCAUACUGUCAGAAAUAAUUGAUAGUGACUACAAAAUCCAACAAUAAAAAAAUUGAAAUGAAAGGAGGUUCUAACAAAUACUUCUCCAGAAAUACCUAAGUGCUGAGGAUUUUUAAUACUUAAUAGCACAACUACUGAAAGUAAAACCCAAGAGAUGUUUUCAGUAGUAUGUUUGCAGGAGAAAUACUCUAACUUGAAACCAACAGCAGGUGUUGUGGCACUUUCAUACCAGUGCUCACCCUAGAAGCUUCUUAACAGCACACUGUCAUAUAAGGCUUAGCUUAUACUUUAUACAAAGAGAAAGAGAGGGUAAGGGAUCACACUUCAGGCAGUGUGAGUGUUAAUACGGGGGUAGGGGUGUAUGCAUGUGUGUUUGUUUUCCAGAGGGGCAUGAGAAUCCUGGAUUCUAAAUACAUGUAGAGAUAUUUUAAAGACGGAACUAAAUAUUAUAAAAAGAAUAGCAAAGAUAAGCUGUCCUUACUUAGGCAAAAGAGCAGAAUGAAGGGUCCUUUUUAUAGCAGAUGUAGCCUCCCAGAUUUCUCUUUUUUUUAACCCUGACUCAGCCAUGCUAGUGUUAAAGAGAAGUAAAUGUAGGUGCUGCUCUGAAAACCUAGCUAGCCAGAGAGAUAUUCUCAGAAUGUUAUCACAGAAUGGUCAAAGCUUGUUUAAACUAUAAAACACUCUAUUAAAAAACUACAAAACAUUUGUAGUUAUGUACAUACAGAAAGGCAAAAGAACAAAGAAAGACUUUUUUUUCAAUCUAAAUUUGAAAGCAGUGCCGUUCAUUUGACUAUUAAACCAAAGUACUUUGGGUGGUUCUUUUUAUGGAGGUUUGUUUGUUUUUUUUAAUUUUAUUUUUGGCUGCAUUGAGUCUUCAUUGCUGUGCGCGGGCUUUCUCUAGUUGCGGCGAGCGGGGGCUACUCUUCAUUGCGGUGUGCAGGCUUCUCAUUGCAGUGGCUUCUCUCAUUGUGGAGCACAGGCUCUAGGCACACGGGUUUCAGUAGCUGUGGCACGCAGGCUCAGUAGUUGUGGCACACGGGCUUAGUUGCUCCGCGUCAUGUGGGAUCUUCCCAGACCAGGGCUCGAACCUGUGUCCCCUGCAUUAGCAGGUGGAUUCUUAACCACUGCGCCACCAGGGAAGCCCAUAGAAGAUUUAAGAAAGGAUAUCAUCAUAGAUAUUAUCUAAUACUAUUUCCAAGUAUAUUUGAUCAUAAAAAGCCUCCUGGAAUUUGAAGCAUGAGAUGCUUCCAAUCCCCAUUAAGGGUGGAAAAUACCACAAAAUGAUCAGUACUCUGUGCCAGCUUUAUUUAGAGCAACAUUACUAAUAAAAUGCUCUGGGGGCUUCCCUGGUGGCACAGUGGUUGAGAGUCCGCCUGCCGAUGCAGGCCCCGGUCCGGGAGGAUCCCACAUGCCGCGGAGCGGCUGGGCCUGUGAGCCAUGGCUGCUGAGCCUGCGCGUCCGGAGCCUGUGCUCCGCAACAGGAGAGGCCACAACAGUGAGAGACCCGCGUACCGCAAAAAAAAAAAAAAAAAAAAGUUCUGGGUGUGAAAUGUAGACCAGUCUGUAUAGAAUAGUGAUAAAUAGAAGGAUCUGGAGUCAGAUCGUGAUUCAGAAUCUCUGUGCAAUCUUGGGCAAAUUAUUUAACUUGUAUGUCUGCUCACCUUUAACUUGAGAAUGGUAAUAGUACUUACUUAAAGGAUUGUUGUGAGGAUUAAAUAAAAUGAUACAUGUAAAGCAUUUAACACAGUACCAGGCCAAUGGUAAGUGGUCAGUUAAUGUUAGCUACUGUUAACUAUGCCAGUGAAAAGAGACUGAAAAAUAAGUGGCUUCUGUAACCUGGAAAACGAAACUAUCAAUUUCAAGUGCUAUUUGUUGAGUAGGAUGAGAUGAAAGUUAAAGUGAAUAGCUUUCAGGAAAGAUAAAGAGGACAUCUUUAGAACGUAAGGUACACGAGCCGAUCUAUUCUGUUGCCCUUUGAAGACCAGGCACAUGGCAAGGUUUAGCUAGUCUGAGGUGUUUGCAGGCCUUGCUACCACCCACAGACCAGGCAAACACAGAAAGAAGAGGUAAACGUUUCCCCUAGAAGAUGGGUUCCCCACAUACCCAAUCUGAUACACUUCCUGUGUCUAUGCAAACAUAGACACAGAUACACACACAGCACAGUAUAUUGCUGGUGACAAACAGGUGCAAGCAUGAAUAGGCAUCCUGUCUGCACUCAGACAUGGAGGCGUCCUCCUUGAUUCAAGACGAGCCACUCAAGCAGAAGAUCUGAGUGGAGCAGAGGGGAUGGUUUUCAGCUCUUGACUUCCCAGCAUGCCCUGGGGCUCUGUGCCAUGUAACCUGAAGGAGAGCCAGAGACCAGGUAGUUCACAGCCUGUCAUUGCACAUCUUCCCAGGCCAAGGUAAAGUCAUCCAUCCCACCAGUAUUCAUUGAGCCCCUCCUUUGCGCCCAGUACCGUUCUAGGGAACAGCUAGAUGAAAAUCUGCACUUGUGGAGCUUACAGGCUAGCAAGCAGAGAUGGACAACAAACAGAACAAAUGCAUCAUGUAGUAAACAUUUGAUAAGUGCACGCUGGGAAAUGAAGCAGGGAAGGAUGAGGCCCAUGGGGGAAUGUUGUGGACUUUAAAGUGUGGUCAGGAAAGGCCUUACCCAUAAUGGAAUCUCUGUGAGCUGAUUUUGGGAUCUGUGCACCUUAUGUAAGAGUGUAAACCUUAAAAAAAAAAAAAAAAAAAAAGAGUGUAAACCUUGUCUCUCAUUUGAGAAUAACCGGAAAUAAAUUUAGAACAUAUGAAAUGAAUGGGAUGGACAUUUUAAAAAAUUUACAUUAAAUAAAAAUGUAUAAUAAUAAUUAGAUCUAUUAUGAUUAUACAUAAGGUUUUGGUGCAUUAAUAAAAGCAGCCAAAUAAGGCCAAAGGAGAAAGGUAAUAACCCAGACCUAGGUUUACCAUCAUUCAGGUAAUAUUUCUCUAAUCUCUCAACUGCUGCCAUUUUCCUCACAGAAAUUCCAGAGAUGGUCAUAGCUCAAUACUCUGCCAUCAAGAAACUGCAGAGAUUUUGGACACAGCAGAAUUGAUAACCUCAGUGAUAAGCUUGAAAUGUUCUAACCUAAAAUUGGGCUAUAGAUAAUUACUAUGUGGCUCUGGCUAUUUUACUUUCUGUUCCAAAUCAGUGUCUUUCUAGGGUUUUGAACAUCCCUGAAAUCUGCAUCAUAUAAACAGAAUCUUAAAGUGGUUUCACUUGAUCUAUGAAGAUGAUUUAGAAGACUUUAGACUCUAUUAUUAGCCUUAUUAAAUUUUAAAAGAAAUACUUAUUAGCCAUAUGCAGAAUUUCUAAUGAAGAUGUUAAUUAUACAACUUUUAAUUCACUUUUCAGAUCAGUUUUUGUGUUGUUGUUUUUGUUUUUUAACAUCUUUAUUGGAGUAUAAUUGCUUUACAGUGGUGUGUUAGUUUCUGCUGUAUAACAAAGUGAAUCACUAUACAUAUACAUAUAUCCCCAUAUCCCCUCCCUCUUGCGUCUAUCUCCCUCCCACCCUCCCUAUCCCACCCCUCUAGGUGGACACAAAGCACCAAGCUGAUCUCCCUGUGCUGGCUGUUUUACAUUUGGUAGUGUAUAUAUGUCACUGCCACUCUCUCACUUUGUCCCAGCUUACCCUUCCUCCUCCCUGUGUCCUCAAGUCCGUUCUCUACAUCUGCGUCUUUAUUCCUGUCCUGCCCCUAGGUUCUUCAGAACCAUUUUGUCAUUUUUUUUUAGAUUCCAUAUAUAUGUGUUAGCAUACGGUAUUGGUUUUUCUCUUUCUGACUUACUUCACUCUGUAUGACACACUCUAGGUCCAUCCACCUCACUACAAAAUAACUCAGUUUCAUUUCUUUUUAUUAGCCAGUGAUUUUUAAUAUGCAGUAGAUUUGUUAGACUUUUUUUUUUUUUUUAAUAUUUGUUAGACUUUAACACCAGCUGGGGAAUUCAAACUUGAUCCCCAUGAAAAUCAAGGAAUUGGGGUGGGGGAAGGUUUGGGAGAGAUCUAAAACGAUUUCUCAUGGCACUACGAUGUACACAACUUUGCUCUUAGAGGUUUCAUUGGAGUGGUCAGAAUUUCAUGAAAGAUAAUUUUAAAACUUACUCUGAGUUAAAUCUUGAUCCUUCUUUUUGAUACACUAGACUUGUUGCUGCCUUUUGAAACUAGCAGUCUACUAUACCGCAUACAUAAUAAAGCAUAAUUUUUCUAUAAUCAGGUACCUUUUGCUGCUUUGGGGUAAGACUGUUUUUCCAUUUAGAUGUUAAGCAUUUCCAGAGAGAAGAAUCUGUUCUGUUCUUUUGAUUGUAACAUAGCCUGAUAGCUGUAGAUGCAGCCUCUCUGAUGAGAAAUGAGCGUCUACCAGGACAUCUGGAGGACUAGCUAUGUUUCCUCAGACUCCAGCUUAGUUUACACUCUUUGGCCUGUGAGGAGCUUUCUGGCAUGUGAUUAUUUACUUCAGAGCUAGAGUUUCAGGCACCUACAUUAACUAUUUUAUAUAGUGUGCAGAAUAAUAGAUCUUUUAAUGUCAGAUACAAUACACUGCACAUAUUGCUUUUGCACUGUUUUAAAAUUUUUGUACUAAAUGAUAGAAAAUAUUUAUAUUCUUUGUGUGAGCUUUGAAUAGAUGGCAUUAUCACCUUAUUGGGUUUUUUUUAACAAAACGUUUUUCUCAAUUAUUCUAUCGCAAUGUUACUCUGAGCAAGUCCUAUGCCAAAAUCUUGUAUCGUGUUUGUAUGGAAGAUUAAAUUUUACUCUUGUGUGGUAAGACUACUCAGUUAUUGACUUCAUCGUUGGAAUUUGAUAUUCCGACACAAAGUCCACAAUGUAUUCAGAAAUCCAAGUCGCUGUCAUACAUUUCAUUUUGAUGUGAACUUUUCUUUGCUUUCCUUUGUUUUAAGACUCCAUUUUGCAAUAAACGUUUUGACAGUAAA
Molecule: messenger RNA, 6894 nt
Organism: Mesoplodon densirostris (Blainville's beaked whale)
Lineage: Eukaryota; Metazoa; Chordata; Mammalia; Artiodactyla; Ziphiidae
Gene: MAP3K20
Product: mitogen-activated protein kinase kinase kinase 20
Exons: 12
Coding region: 123-1493 (456 amino acids)
Biological process (GO): protein phosphorylation
Cellular component (GO): cytoplasm
Molecular function (GO): protein binding; protein kinase activity; ATP binding
Source: RefSeq, a predicted model, not a curated record